GCUGAAUCCAUACGCGCGGCGCCGCCGAAGGUGGGGCGUAGGCUAUGGUGGUCCCGGGACUGAGGGAUGAGGUCGCCAUGGCGCCCGGCUGCAAAACUGAGUUACGCAAUGUGACAAAUUGUCAGCCUGAUCAGCUAAGUAGUGGUGAUGCCAUCAAAGUUUUUGUGAGAAUUCGUCCCCCUACAGAGGGUUCUGGAUCAGCUGAUGGAGAGCAAAACUUAUGCUUAUCUGUGCUCUCUUCUACAACCAUCCGGCUGCACUUGAACCCUGAGCCCCAGACCUUCACAUUUGAUCACAUUGCAAAUAUGGACACCACUCAGGAGUCUUUUUUCUCAAUGGUGGCAAAGCGUAUUGUGGAGUCUUGCUUGAGCGGCUAUAAUGGUACCAUCUUUGCAUAUUAUGUGUUGUUGGGAGGCUGGAGAAACAGACGUGUGGCAUCAACAUCAAUGAAUAGAGAAACUUCUAGGUCUCAUGCAGUCUUUACAGUUACAGUGUCAAUGGAAAAAAGCAACGAGACUGUGAAUAUACGGACUUCUCUACUCAAUCUGGUAGAUUUAGCAGGAUCUGAAAGGCAAAAAGACACCCAUGCAGAAGGGAUGAGAUUGAAGGAAGCAGGUAACAUAAACCGAUCAUUGAACUGCUUGGGCCAAGUGAUUACUGCACUUGUUGAUAUGGGCAAUGGGAAACAGAGACAUGUGUUCAGAGACUCCAAACUCACCUUCUUACUCUGGGAUUCCCUUGGAGGUAAUGCCAAAACAGCCAUAAUUGCAAAUGUUCAUCCUGGAGCCAGGUGUUUUGGGGAAACCCUGUCAAUGCUUAAUUUUGCUCAAAGAGCCAAGCUGAUUAAAAAUAAGGCAGUGGUAAAUGAAGACACCCAAGGAAAUGUGAGCCAGCUCCAAGCUGAAGUGAAGAGGCUCAAAGAACAGCUUGCUCAGCUUGCUUCAGGGCAGGUGCCACCAGAAAGAUUCCUGAGCACAGACAAAAAUGAGACUAAUUACAUGAAGUAUUUCCAAGAGGCAAUGUUAUUCUUUAAGAAAGCUGAACAGGAAAAGAAGAUGGAGCACCACCCCAGAGUGGCAAAGUAUGCUAUGGAAAAUCAUUCCCUCAGGGAGGAGAAUAGAAGACUGAUAUUAUUAGAGCCCGUGAAAAGAGCCCAAGAAAUGGAUGCCCAGACCAUUGCAGUACUAGAAAAAGCUUUCUCCAAACUAUUUGGCACAGAGAAAAGUGACAAAAGUCAUCAAGGAUUCUCUCCUAAAACUCUGAAAGAGCCAUGUUCAUUAGCAAACACUGAGAAGCUAAAGGCACAACUCCUGCAAAUUCAGACAGAGCUAAACAAUUCAAAGCAAGAAUAUGAAGAAUUCAAGGAGCUAACUAGGAAAAAGCAAUUAGAAUUAGAAUCGGAGCUUCAGUCUUUGCAAAAAGCAAACCUUAAUCUUGAAAACCUUUUGGAAGCAACAAGGGCCUGCAAGCGGCAAGAAGUUUCUCAACUGAAUAAAAUUUGUGCGGAAACACUUAAGAUUAUAACUACACCAACCAAAGCAUAUCAACUUUGGUCUCGACCAGUACCAAAAUUAAGCCCAGAAAUGGGGAGCUUUGGCUCUGUGCACAUUAAGAAUUCUAGCAAAUUAGAUUCUGAUAUCUUAAAUGAGCCAAUACCACUUGAGAUGAGUGAACAAGCUUUUGAGGCCAUUUCUGAAGAGCUUAGAAUGGUGCAGGAACAAAUGAAUGUCCUUCAAGUUAAGUUGGAUGACGAAGAACAUAAAAACCUAAAGCUUCAGCAGUACAUUGACAAAGUAGAGCAUCACUCAGUACAGAUGCAGGAGUUUUUUUGGUCAGAAAGAACUAACUGGACCAAACAACAGCAAGAACAUCUCUCACAGUUGAAUGUCGUUGAAAAGCAGCUCCAGGACACGCAAGCUAAGAAUGUAAUUUCGAAAAGUGAAGUGCAUGACCUGCGAGUAGUUCUUCAUUCUGCAGACAAGGAGGUCUCUUCGGUGAAACUGGAAUAUUGUUCAUUCAAAGAGAGUCAGGAGAAAGAACUCAAUAACCUUCCUGAAAGACACAUGCACAUAUAGCUUCAACUCGAUAAUGUCAGAUUAGAAAAUGAAAAGCUUCUUGAGAGCAAAGCCUGCCUACAGGAUUCCUAUGACAACUUACAAGAAGUAAUGAAGUUUGAAAUUGACCAAUUUUCAAAAAACCUCCAAACCUGCAAAAAAGAUAAUGAAACUCUGAAAUCUGACCUGAAUAAUUUGAUGGAGCUUUUUGAGGCAGAAAAAGAUCGCAAUAACAAACUAUUAUUACAAUUUGAAGAACAUAAAGAAAACAGUUCUAAAGAAAUCUUAGAAGUUCUUGAGGCUGUACGACAGGAGAAACAGAAAGAGAUGGCCAAGUGUGAACAGCAGAUGGCAAAAGUACAAAAACUAGAAGAGAGUUUGUGUGCUACUGAAAAAGUAAUCAGUUCUCUGGAGAAAUCUAGAGAGGCUGACAAGGAAGUUGUAGCUGACCUCAUGAGCCACAUCCAGGAGCUAAGAACUUCAGUUUGUGAGAAAACAGAAAUUAUUGAUACCCUGAAGCAAGAAGUAAAGGACAUAAACUUCCAAUACAGCUCUGUUUUGGUUGACAAAGAAGAGAGCAAAGGCUUGAUUAAGAGACAGGAAAUGGAGAUUCUGGACCUGAGAGAAACCAUUAGACUGAGAAUACUUUCUGAGGACAUAGAGAGGGAUAUGCUCUGUGAGGAUCUGGUUCAUGCCACUGAGUAGCUGAACCUGCUCACUGAGGCCUCGAAAAAGCACUCAGGGCUACUGCAGUCUGCCCCGGAUGAGCUGACCAGGAAGGAGACCCUGAUCCAGGAACUUCAGCACCAGCUAAACCAAAAGAAAGAGGAAGUAGAACAGAAAAAGAAUGAAUAUAACUUCAAAAUGCAGCAGCUGGUACACGUGAUGGAUUCUGCUGCCGAGCAACCCCAGAGCCCGAGAACACCACCUCAUUUUCAAACACAGUUGGCAAAACUACUGGAAACACAAGAACAAGAGAGAGAAAAUGGAAGAGCUUCUAAGAUCUCUCUGCAACACCUUGUAAUAAAGCUAAAUGAAGAUAGGCCAAAAAUGCUGAAAUCCUCAGAAUGGACAGUCGCCAACAGUCAUCUAGACAGUCAACAACUGAAGAAUGAACAGGAAGCAAUUAUCAAAGAAAGGCUUGCUAAAAAGAAAUUAGUUGAAGAAGUGCUGAAAAUGAAAGCAAACCUAGAGGAAGUCCAGAGUACCCUUCAGAGCAAAGACACAGAAUGCCUUAGAAUGACUGAGGAGGUCGAGCGAACCAGAACUUUAGAGUCUAAAGCAUUCCAAGAAAAGGAACAACUGAGAUCAAAGCUCGAGGAGUUGUAUGAAGAAAAGGAAAGAAUAUUCCAGGAGAAGGAAAUGUUAAGGAAGCAGGUGGAAUGUCUUGCUGAAGAAAAUGGGAAGUUGGCAGGUCACCAAAACCUGCAUCAAAAGAUUCAGUACAUAGUGCAGCUAAAGAAGGAAAAUAUCAGACUUGCUGAGGUAUUAGAAAAGCUACAUGUUGAAAAUGUGUCUUUAAAAGAAAAGAAAAAGAAUGCAUCUUAAGGAUCCUGGUCAACUACCUAGGUAUCACCUUGUUUGGAAACUUUUUUCCUCUUAAUAAAAGCGAAACCUAUA
This is a messenger RNA of Manis javanica (Malayan pangolin), 3674 nucleotides long. The record is from RefSeq and is a predicted model, not a curated record. Lineage: Eukaryota; Metazoa; Chordata; Mammalia; Pholidota; Manidae.